GCAACUAGGUGUCGUUACUGGAGUCGUCGUUUGUGGAGUCUUCGUCGCUAGAGCUAGUCUUUGUUGGUGUGGUGCCGUCGUCGAUUUUGGCAUUGUUAUUGAAGUCAUCGUUUGUGGAGUCAUCGUCGCUAGAGCUAGUCUUCGUUGGUGUUGUGCUGUCAUUGAUUUCGGUGGAUUUUGUGGUGCAUCGUUAUGUUGUGCCAUCGUUGAUUUCGGUGGAUUUUGUGUUGCAUCAUUAUGUUGUGCUAUCUUUGAUUUCAGUGGAUUUUGUGUUGCAUUGUUACUGGCAUUUCACUGUGGUGUUGAUUUCGAAGUUGUUGUCCUUAAAGUUAAGGUUCAUGCUUUCAGUGAAUUUUGUGGCAUCUCUUUACAUGACGAUUUUGAUG
Molecule: messenger RNA, 386 nt
Organism: Dentiscutata erythropus
Lineage: Eukaryota; Fungi; Glomeromycota; Glomeromycetes; Diversisporales; Gigasporaceae
Source: the annotation of a GenBank genome assembly